GUACUCGGCUUUAUUUAUAUUACAAACUAAUCUUUCAGACAAUCAGAGUGUACAUGUACUGUGCGCAUGGCCUUAUAUAAACUUUCCUUAUCGUUAUCUUUGUAUUUUUUGUAUUAUUGUUUACCAUCUGCACCACUCAUAGGGCAAAGUUUAUUGGCGUUGCAAAUCCAAACACAGAUGUAUAAAUAACGUAUAUCUUAGCUCGUUAAUUCACACGAUAGUCUGUAAUUUGCAAGCACUCAUCAUGUAGUAAUAGUUCCAUAUGCCAGUUUUCCCUGACUUGGAUUUUUAUUAUCAAAAUGUUGAUGGCGGAAGAAAUAAACAAUGUGACGUUCACCACAAGCACAGAUUCGUUUGAAAAUCAGUCAUUGUGGAUUGAUAAUUCAACCGACACUGAGUUGACGACUUCGUACGAAACAACGGCUUGGGACAACAUCACCGACAGCCCUGAAGACAUUACCAUGGCACCAACGCCCGACCCUAACUCCAUGCGGGAUUUCUACAUCGGCUUGACUCUAGCCGUCAGCUCCAGUGUCUUCAUUGGGUCCAGUUUUAUCAUCAAGAAGAAAGCAUUGAUUAAGAUAUCCACUUAUGCCACUAGAGCAGGUGAUGGUGGCUAUGGUUAUCUCAAAGAAUGGCUUUGGUGGACUGGAUUUUUUUUACUGAGCUUUGGGGAGCUGUUCAAUUUCGUGGCGUACGCAUUUGCUCCGGCUACACUCGUCACUCCACUUGGUGCUCUCAGCGUGCUCGUUGCUGCCGUGAUGUCAUCCUAUGUUCUCAAAGAGGCGCUCAACGUCUUAGGUAAGGUGGGCUGUUUGCUUUGCAUCAUGGGAUCCACCGUCAUGGUCAUCCACGCUCCUCAAGAAGACGCGGCCAACUCGCUGCCGGAGCUGGGGGUGAGACUCAAAGAUCCAGCGUUCAUUACUUACAUCUGUCUAGUGUUUGUGGUGUCUGGUGUCAUGAUCUUCUACUACGCUCCUCGCUACGGCCAGAAGAACAUACUCAUCUACAUUACUAUCUGCUCCAUCAUCGGUUCCCUGUCCGUCAUGGCAGCCAAGGGCUUAGGCAUAGCCCUGAAGGAUUUCUUCAGCGGGAAACCGGUGCUCACCAACUGGUUGACGUAUCUCUUCAUCCUGUGUCUGGUAACGUUUAUCUCCAUACAGAUGAAUUACUUAAACCGAGCCCUCGACGUCUUCAACACCUCCGUGGUCACCCCGAUUUACUACGUGUUCUUCACCACGAGCGUCAUUGUCGCAUCAGCCAUUCUCUUCCAGGAGUGGAUGACUAUGGACGCUGGGUCGGUACUCGGCACCUUAGCCGGUUUCGCCACCAUCGUCUGCGGGAUUUUCCUGCUGCACGCUUUCAAGGACCUCAACAUGGGUUUCAAAGAUUUGUCCAACAUCACCCAAAAGAAGGAGAACAGGCAAAAUAGUAUCAACGAUUCGUCGCCGAACCACGUUCAGGACGAAACAACAUUUAAUAGCAAUAUUGAGACAGAGGCAUUGCUUUCUAAUGCUGAAGAGGGAAGAGCACGUGAUAUAGACUGAGUGGCCCCUUUACAAUUGUAACUGAGUUGUAAAUUGAGUAGUAAUGAGUCAGCCGAGUGGUGAUUGAGUCAGUCACAAGUAAAUCACAAGUCAGUUCACAAGUAGUUGCAAAUGAACACUGACAAAGGAAUGCCGUUGUCACAGUUCGUAGGAAUAGCUUGUGACUUGUCUUGGGUCUGGAGGACUUGUGAAGGACUCUAGCAAUGUGUAGCUUUACAGUACUUCACAUCUUCUUAAGGGGUAUUCUUUGCUUGUAUCUUAUUUAUCCAAAGCAGCAUUUAUUGACAUCGCAAUUAGCCUCAUUUUCAAUUUCAUGAAAGUCUGCCAGUCUGUGCCAGUUCGUGUCAGUCUGUGUUGUCUUAAAGCACAUCCAGGACAUCCAUCCAAUCAUCGCAUGCUGAUGCAGUUCACUGCUUAGGGUGACACUAAACUGGUAACCCUCAAAUCUUCCUGUAUAAAUUAAAAUCAAAAGUACACGCAUGCCAGUUAAAUGUCUUCUACUGCAAAGUGUGUUUGGCGCCCUCGUCAGGUACGGAUAAGAAGAGCUGUGCCAAAGUAGGAAUUUUCGACUUUGACUAUGGCUUCAACUGUUUCAUUCAAUCCUAUCAGCCCAGCCGUAGCCAGAAGUGAAAUAACAUAGUCAAGGCUAUGGCUCGUUUGUGGAAAUUAGGCUGGUACCUUGUACUUACUCCAAAUCAAUGCACUGAUCGUUGUUUUGACUUCAGGGUACCCAACCAAGAUGGCAUGCAAUUGAAGCAUGCAGAUUGGCAUUGGAAAGGUGAACUUCUAGUUGCCCAUUUGCACAGCCGUUGCUACUUUGGCAAUGAAUUUGUCGUAUAAGAAUUAUCCAAAUCAUUCUCGCUUGCAAAAUAUUGGGUGAAUAUGUGUGUGUGUGUGAGAACAUUUGUCAAUUGAAGGUCAGUGUGAUUAUUUCUUUAUAUGCAGUUUUCAGAUCCAGAAAAUCCUUGUGUUACAUCUGAAACAAAAAAGAAUAAUGUAAAUAAAUACAAAUAGAAAAUCCUCAUCUGUUGAAUGUGUUUCUAUGUUUCAGAUGUACAAAAAUAUAUUUGAAUAAUUUAAUACAGUUAAUAUAGUGUGAAUUGUGUACUUCAUGUAACAGAAAUAAUGAGUAUUGUAUAUAAGUGCAGUAGAAAGAAAAUAAUAACUUGUGAGUGUUUAGGAAGUUAUAACAGUCAGCUGCCAGUUUUCUAAUUGAUGUGAAGCACGAUGACUUUACUCGGUGUGAUUAACUUAUUCUUGCAUAAUUCAGGUGUUCCUCCGAAGUGGGAAAUAUCGCUCAACAAAUGUAUGCGCUUAGCGAAAACCGUCCGAACACCAGUCACAAGCAAGGUACAUUAGUACCCGUUUUGGCUUAGCGAAUAUAUUUUGUGCUCAGCAGAUACAUGUGCUUAAUGCUCCCGAAGUUGACCCUGAUCUUCUCGUGUUGAAAUGUUCCCAUUGGUGUUUAAUAUUACGUAGUGCAUUUAACUUUGCGUUUCAGAACCAAUUCCUGUCAACCAAUGUCAGCAACCAAAAUUGUGUUCAAUUAUUAGGCGCUUCAGUUCAUUCAAUUGUUCAUAUGUUAGAAAUAACCGGCUACCCGAGUCAUCAAUUGUAAAAGUUGAGAGGGUCUGGAAGAAUAUUUCGUCGUCUUUUUACGCUUUGACCAGCAAACACGACUUAAGAAUAGCGCCAUGUAACCCCAAAACACAGAAGUACUUUACUUCUUCUUUUUUUUGCUCCUGUGUUUCUGUUCCAUCCUCAUCACAGGUUUUAAGACAAUCCCCAAGAAAGUUGAUCAUUUUUCAAAUGAGGUCUUGGCUACAAAAUUAAUACUAACUCCAAAAUGCCCUAAACACCUUGAUGCCAAAAUUGUGAAUAUUUAAAGUUUUCUUCCAAAGUUGAUCUUCAUUACAUCCAAACUUUCACCGUACUCAAUACCCUCGGUGAGUACUAGAUCAGUCACUGGUAAACAAUUCAAAUAUGAAUGCUGGUCCAUUUCUUAUACCCUGACUAUCCUGGACCCAUGCAAAUCUACACACGUUUCUAGGAUUUUUUAUGGAUUUAGCCAAUGGUACUUCUCAGGGGACUUGAAGUCUCAUUUUUUUUAAAGUAAUGAGACGAUACCCCUUCUUUACUGCAUAGUGCGGUUCCUUGAAUACAGCAAGGAAUAUAGAAUUAACUACCGUAGCAGUGUUCUUGUUGAUUUUUUUUUUGCCUUUGUUGUGUGAUUAUCUGUGACGAAUAUUCCUGGUAAAUAAGAGAAACCCUGUAUUUUGCGUACAAGGAGUGUAUAUUGGUGAUCAAUUUGUACAUAAUGUAACAUUCUUAUUUAGAAAUAUUCUAUUUCGUGACUUAUUUAAGCAUUCAACGGGUCAAUCAACUGCUCGAUUUUAAUUUUUCUGGAGCUAUUUGUCAAGAAGGAUGUUAAUAUUGAUGUGGAAAAGAAAUUCCGUUCAUAUUUAUAUGAUGAGAAAGUAUCGUGUGAGGAAUAUAAGGCAUGUCUUGUGAAUUGAUGUAAAUUUUUACAUCGUUUGGGAAAUUUCCAGUGUUUCGAUUAAUUAUUUGUUGUGUCAUUAUUUUGAUAAUAAAGUCUUUGAUAAGUUGAUUUAAAGAAAAAGUAAAAUUGAAAUAAAAAACUUGUUUUAAACAUUAAGUUAUACAAAGUAAUCUG
Messenger RNA from Patiria miniata (bat star), 4221 nucleotides. Its product is annotated as magnesium transporter NIPA2-like. Gene Ontology annotation, cellular component: membrane. Lineage: Eukaryota; Metazoa; Echinodermata; Asteroidea; Valvatida; Asterinidae. The coding region runs from base 300 to 1547 and encodes 415 amino acids. The record is from RefSeq and is a predicted model, not a curated record. The transcript is spliced from 6 exons. Gene Ontology annotation, molecular function: magnesium ion transmembrane transporter activity. Gene Ontology annotation, biological process: magnesium ion transport.